Dryobates pubescens (Downy woodpecker) is the source of this 521-nucleotide messenger RNA. RefSeq names its product cilia and flagella associated protein 126 (gene CFAP126). Lineage: Eukaryota; Metazoa; Chordata; Aves; Piciformes; Picidae. Gene Ontology annotation, biological process: cilium organization. The transcript is spliced from 4 exons. The record is from RefSeq and is a predicted model, not a curated record. Gene Ontology annotation, cellular component: ciliary basal body. Bases 33 to 521 code for a protein of 162 amino acids.
GGGCCGUUGCCAGGAGACGGCGCGCGCGGGCCAUGGCUGCUCGCGACAGCGCGGGACAGUACGAGGAUGCCUUCCGCCCCCCCCGUCUGCAGAACUGGGGCGUGCCCAGGCCCGGCCGCCAGCGCCCCUCGCCGCGGGAGUGCCCCACGCAGAUCAUCGCCAAUGACCGAGGCCACCUGCUGCCCACCGUGCCCCGGUGCCAGGCCUCCCCGUGGGGCACGUUCGUGGGGACGUGGGACAUGCCCCCGCGGAUCCCCCCGGCCCGGCUGGACCUCACCGCCCGCUCGGCCGCCGCCGCCGCCCGGCUGCUGCAGCGCAGCCUCCAGCCCUCGGCGCUGAGCCGCGCCCGCAACGGCCUCCGCACGCAGGUCACCGGCAAGGUCCGCGACCCCCGCCGGGCUCCCCCUCCCAGGGUGGGCUCACGGUCGCCAGCCGGCAGGAGGGAAGCGCUGGGAGGGGGUUUCCAGGGCCGGGGAUGCUCCACGAGUGGAUUUGGGGGGGGGGGGCGUGGGGGGGUUUGA